Xyrauchen texanus (razorback sucker) is the source of this 2690-nucleotide messenger RNA. Its product is annotated as WD repeat domain phosphoinositide-interacting protein 1. Lineage: Eukaryota; Metazoa; Chordata; Actinopteri; Cypriniformes; Catostomidae. Bases 192 to 1436 code for a protein of 414 amino acids. Gene Ontology annotation, biological process: protein localization to phagophore assembly site; protein lipidation; autophagy of mitochondrion. The transcript has 12 exons. The record is from RefSeq and is a predicted model, not a curated record. Gene Ontology annotation, molecular function: protein binding; phosphatidylinositol-3,5-bisphosphate binding; phosphatidylinositol-3-phosphate binding. Gene Ontology annotation, cellular component: cytosol; phagophore assembly site membrane; extrinsic component of membrane.
CCUCACGUCAGCUGGGUUUUGUUUUUGCUGUAACUGAUUGCUGUGCGUGUCAGCAACUGGACAUCGAGCAUUAAUAAUAAGUUGUGAUAAAAAAAAUAACCAAAAUAUUUAUUUUGAAGCAAAAUUGGCACAAUAUAUAGACGCAUAUUCGCCCCUUGAGACUUUUAUUUGAGGAGGUGGACAGUAAUGGGAUGAUUGAACCGAUCCAGGACGCCAGAACCGAAGAGGAGGCGCGAAGAUCCGGUUCCCCCUCCGACAGAAAAAGAUCUGAUGGAUCUCCGACAUUUCAGAGACUACUCUGUUCUUCCUUCAACCAGGACAUGACGUCUUUGGCAGUUGGUUGUAAGGAUGGCUACAGGCUUUUCUCUCUGUCCUCUGUUGACAAAUUAGAUUGUAUUCAUCAGGGGGUUGAAAGCCCUUAUGUGUACAUCGUGGAGCGGCUCUUCUCCAGCAGUCUGAUGGUGGUUGUGAGCAGAUCUACUCCAUUCCGAAUGAACAUCUACCAUUUUAAGAAGGGCACAGAGAUCUGUAACUACAGCUACUCCAACAACAUCCUCUCUGUCAAACUGAACCGAAAGAGACUUGUAGUGUGUUUGGAGGAGGCCCUGUAUAUCCAUGACAUCAAAGACAUGAAGCUUCUGAAAUCUCUCCGCAACACUCCAUCAAACCCCAAAGGUCUCUGUGCACUCUCUGUCAAUCAUUCCAACUCAUAUCUGGUUUACCCUGGAAGUUCCACUGCUGGAGAAAUUACUCUUUAUGAUGCCAUGAAUCUGAGUAUGGUGACUGUGAUCUCUGCCCAUGCCAGCCCUGUGGCAGCCAUCUCAUUUAAUGCUUCAGGAACCCAUCUGGCCAGUGCUUCAGAAAAAGGCACUGUUAUAAGAGUUUUCAGCAUACCUGAUGGAGUCAAACUGUUUGAAUUCCGCAGAGGGAUGAAAAGGUAUGUUAGCAUCAGUUCCUUGUCAUUCAGUGCCGAUGAACAGUUUCUGUGCGCCUCCAGUAACACAGAGACUGUUCAUAUCUUCAAACUGGAGCAUCACAAUCCCAGUAAGGAGUCUUCCUCCUGGACUGCAUAUAUGGGGAAGGUGUUCUCUGCUGCCAGUACAUACCUUCCCUCACAGGUGUCAGACAUGAUGCAUCAGGACAGAGCAUUUGCUAUCGUUCGACUAAGUGUUUCAGGCCAAAAGAAUGUAUCAGGUCUCGCCAUGAUCCAGAAGGUUCUGCGUCUAUUGGUGACCUCCUUAGAUGGUCAUCUCUACAUCUACAAUGUAGAUCCCCAGGAAGGAGGUGACUGUAGAUUAGUAAAGAAGCACAGACUGUUUGAGAGUAAUGAUGAAGAUCCAGUGGAGACCGAGCUCCAGGAUGAAAGUCUCUCCUAUGCAACGACUGUCAAAACCACAAAUCAAAACUCUCCAUCCUCCAGUUCACUCACAGGUUAGUCUGAGGAUGGAGGUGCAAAGAAAGGGGAGCUUAUUCCAGAAUAUGAGUUUGCGGAUGGACCUGUUUGUAUCGAUGAUGAACAGGAGUUUCCUCCAGUUAGCUUUCAGAACACCUGAAGAUCUACUAGAUAUGUCUUCAUAUUUCUUCAGAACGCCUUAGUGGAAAAUAAAUUUUGGAUACAAGAUUUGGAAAAGGGGACAAAAGCUGUUUGUAUACACUCUGGGUAACUUGUGUCACAAUAAUGUGGGAAUCUGCAACAAGGUUUUACUAUAUUUCCUGGAAAACUCCAUUUAAAACAAUCCAAACACAAACUACAAAAUUCUUGCAUUUGAAAAGAGCAAAAGCUUGUCUGAUAUUUAGCAGAUGGACACAUCUGACAAGGUAGUAUUAGUCAGUAACAGUUUUAAGGUGGGGAUUAGCGAAGUGUCAGUUCAGGGAUUCAGAGUUACAAGCUCUUGCUAAACUUACACAAAUUCAUCCAAAUGUAUGGAGCAUGUUAAAACUAGAGCAAUUUAUAAAUGUGUGUGUAUAAUGCAUUUCCCAAGUAGAAACUGUAGAAACAACUGCAAAAUCAUAUUUGUCUUUCAAAACCCUUAAGCUGGCUGACAUUUAUGUUGAAGCACAAUUCUUUUUACCUUGUCUAUACAUAGAAACAUGGAUGUAGAACUGAAAUACUCUCACUGAUGGGAGUGAAACUGAAUUUUUAUGAGUGUAGGAGGAGGCUUAAAGUCUGACAGUAGUCAGAUUUUGAAAUCAUAGCAACAUUUGCAUAAAUUGCAGUUAACCUACAAUUACAAGUAGUAAAAGUGUACAAUUAAAUUUUACAUAUUUGUCCAUCUCGAGAUGUUACAGUUUUGACCAUAAUAAAAACAUGAAUUGUUGUAAAUCACCACAACAGGGGGAAAGGGUUUACUGAAAAGACAACACAUUUCAGGGUGAUAUGUAAUUUAUUUUCAGGAAGAAUUAGGGAAUAGGGACACCACAGUUUUUCCCUUCCCUUUACACACUCUAGUCUGUCAAUAUCACACUGCUGAUUGAGGUGAGGAACUUAUAAAUUCUGACCCUUUUAAAAUGAAGUGGCCAAAAUGAAAUGGUGUGUUGACAUAAAAUGAGUAUAGGAUGUAACAUCACUAAAUAAAGCACAUGAACAUACAGUAUACAUCUCAUUAAACACAAGAUUACACCAUAGUAAACACAUGAAAAAUUACUAUGGCUUGCUAAAUAUUUAGUAAAUAUGGAUUCUAUAAAACAAA